AUGGCUACUCUCGUUGCCACUGUUCUCGUCUCUGGUGCUGUGAUCUGUACAUGUGAGGCACGUGCUGGUCGAAACCAUGCUUUUAAUAAGCUCGACUCGAAACUGGACGGCAUCGGCUCGAAGCCCGACCGCACCAGUACAUCGAAGCUCGACGAAACCAAAGACGACCCCGGAGCCGAGAUUCAAUGCGCUCAGUCUAUGGUUGUUGAAACCGCUCUUCAUACCAUGAGAGCCAUUGACGGUGACAAAAAAACCUCUAGAUCUGCGGCAGUGGGUGAAAAGCGCUGA
This is a messenger RNA of Morchella sextelata, 288 nucleotides long. RefSeq lists its product as uncharacterized. Lineage: Eukaryota; Fungi; Ascomycota; Pezizomycetes; Pezizales; Morchellaceae. The record is from RefSeq and is a predicted model, not a curated record. The transcript has a single exon. The coding region runs from base 1 to 288 and encodes 95 amino acids.